AUGCGGCGUCCGCCUCCCGAGAUUAUGGCAGCAUGGCCGAAGCCGAACUAUGUUGAUCCUCCUACUCGAGGGAAUGCUGCACUGAUCAUUAAUGUUGUCGGCAUUGUUCUGGCGUUCAUUGUGACUUGCCUUCGCCUGUAUACCCGCCUGAGAAUUACGUGCAGCCCUGGCCUUGACGAUAUUCUUGUAAUAAUUGGCUUAGCCUUUGCAGUCGGCAUGUGCGCUGUCAUCUGCCUGGCGGUUGUGCACGUUAUCAACAUCUUCACAGAUUUUCUUUCCACGGUGGUUCCAAUGCCACUGAUCUGGAACUUGAGCUUGCCCGCCCGACAACGUAUAGCAGUGAUUUCUAUUUUCGGACUGGGGAUCGUGGUAAAUGUUGCUGGGUCAGUCCGAACCGUUUAUGUGUGGAAGAGCAUGAUCGCCUCAUACGAUACGACCUGGAUGGGCUGGCCAGUCCUGCUGGCCGCAUCGGUGGAGAUCAAUACGGGCCUGAUUUGUGCGUCUGCUCCAGCCUUGAGGCCACUUGCGGCAUUUUUCUUGCCUCGUCUACUUCAAUCCAGUCGCAACUACGCCUCGUAUCUUCCACGCAGCCGCUCCCAAAAGCUGUGGUCCUCUACGGGUCCGUCCAAAAGCUCCAAGAACGAGUCGCACCAGUACGGAGAUACCAUGUUAGAUCGUAUGGAGGUUCUGCGGACUGUAGAAAUGGAAACCUGGACUGAGACGAGAGCUCCAGGCGAGGUAGCUGACAGCAGCUGCAAAGUCACGUCCAACCACACCCAAAUUGCAUCGCCAAUACAUCCCUUCGAAUUCAAGAACGGCGGCAGGGUGAUUACUUCCCCAGGCAGCGACAAGUCGACCGUGUCUCUCACGCGAGAUAUGGAUGAGUCCCCAUUUGGCGACAAGCAUUCCAUUUGA
Molecule: messenger RNA, 915 nt
Organism: Aspergillus tanneri
Lineage: Eukaryota; Fungi; Ascomycota; Eurotiomycetes; Eurotiales; Aspergillaceae
Exons: 4
Coding region: 1-915 (304 amino acids)
Source: RefSeq, a predicted model, not a curated record